ACGAGUCGACGCGAAGAUGCCGCCGCAGGAGGACGAACGGCGAUUCUGCGAGACGUCGAGGGGCCGGGCGCGGGCUGCGGGCGCCGCCUAUGCGAUGGUGACGACGCACGCCGAGGCGCUCGCUGCACUGCUGGCCGUCUGCCUCUUCACCGUCGUCGUCGUCGUCGUCGCCAUCGGCAUCGGCGCGCUCGCGCUCGCACCUGCCACUCGCGCACACGACUCGCGUCGGUGCGACGAGCAGUCGGCGCCCAUCAGCGUGUACUUCGUCAAGCACGAGCAGCGGCGCUGGACCAUGGACGAGCUGUGCUGCAUCGAGAUCGCCGCCAGGAAACACUCGCAGCUUGACAUCGCGAUGGUCAAUGUGAAGGGGAGCAGCGGGGCUGUCGCCGAGGAGCCCCUCGGCAAGGAAAUCACGUCGACGGCCAACAAGGCGGACGUAAGGUCGAGACUGCUGGAAAUGGCGAACGUUCGAAGCGUCGAGCUCGACGUGGCCAAGCUGUUCGAGAGGUCGGUGCUGUCGAGAAGGUUGAGCGGGAACUCGACGAGCGAGCAGAUCGAGCUGGCAGCCAAGUUUCAAGUUAUCUGGGAUUCCUCGGGAAUAUCGCUGGAGCCGCGAGAUGUCGUUCAGCUCGAGAGCGCGCUGCACUUCCUCGACGACCAGGCGGAGGCGACGGCGACGAUCCAGCUGGACGAGGACCUUCAGGCGGCGAGCGUGCCGUGCCAGUCGUUCAUCGGCUCGGUCAUCGCAGAGAUGGCCCGGGAUUUCGCGGAUCGGCGAACGCUCGUCGGUCGCGCGCUCGCCAACUUCUGCCCGAGCUCGUCCCGUUGCGCCGGCGUCAGGAUCGCCGCGGCGAGGGCAACGGAAGCCGCCGACCGGGCGCAGUGCCCCAUCGUCGAUUCCUGUUCCGCCGACGGCGACUGAUGCGCAACGCGAAAGCAACUUUUUGUACUCACC
Molecule: messenger RNA, 955 nt
Organism: Phymastichus coffea
Lineage: Eukaryota; Metazoa; Arthropoda; Insecta; Hymenoptera; Eulophidae
Exons: 6
Coding region: 17-922 (301 amino acids)
Source: RefSeq, a predicted model, not a curated record